Molecule: messenger RNA, 2256 nt
Organism: Solanum stenotomum
Lineage: Eukaryota; Viridiplantae; Streptophyta; Magnoliopsida; Solanales; Solanaceae
Product: probable protein phosphatase 2C 40
Exons: 4
Coding region: 512-2005 (497 amino acids)
Biological process (GO): protein dephosphorylation
Molecular function (GO): protein serine/threonine phosphatase activity
Source: RefSeq, a predicted model, not a curated record
AACAUGAAAAUUGAUCUCAUAGAAUUUAAUUCUAAAUAUCAAUGCAUAACUAAUACAUACAAACUCGAAGAUUUCUUCGAGAUAUAAUACUACUUUUGAAAUAUUUGACACGGACCAAAGGGCAUUUUAAAUGAACUAAAAAAAAAAGGAGUCCAAAAGUAGAGAAACUCUACAAAAAAAGCCGCACUUUUUUCUUCUCCUUUUUUUCAUCAAUCACAAUCAAACUACUGUAACAAAAUUACCACCAUUGAUGAAGUGAAGUGAAGUGAAUCUCUCAUAUACAGAAUUUUGGCUUUUUUCCCCUCUCCGUAAACGUCAUCCAUAGAAUUUUUCUCCAAUCGAGCCGCCCCAUUUUUGUUUUUUUUUUCUUUUCCAUUUAAUAAACGCUUCUUCACCAUCCAAAUUAUCAGAAACUUCUUUUCUCUUCUGAUUGUUCCAUUUCAGCUUCUGGGUGUUUUUCUUAUCUGGGUUUUAGGCUUUUUAGCAUUGAGGAUUCAAGAAAAAGGCACAAAUGAUGGGCGGACAAUCAAUAGCUGAUUCAGCGGGGCAAAUCAAAAUAAGUUUUGGAUAUCACUGUAAUAACAGCACAGAUGAUUCUGGUGAGGAAUCAGAUGGUAUUGACGUGCGUCCUGGAAGUAAACUUCGAAGAGCCAACAGUUCCUUCUCUUGCCUGUCUGGGGCAGCUCUAAGUGCCAAUGCCACACUAGCUAACACAAAUAUUUGCAAUGGAUUGUUCGGGGCUGAGAUACUGCCAGCACUGGAUUCACCUACUUCAUUCCGACGGAUACCCUCUUCUCCGUCGUUCUCAAAGUUGGAUUUAUUAUCAUCUUCUUUUCAGAAUAGCUUGUCAAACUUAAGUUGUAGUCCAUCCUCUCCAAGCGAGCUAGCUGAAGACAAUUCAUCUUCAUUGAGAUCCACAAGUGCUCCUUCUAGGUGUGAAAGCUUCCUUAAUGCAACAGAAGUUAAAAUUGCUGGUGGUGCAGCAGGUGAAGACAGAGUUCAGGCUGUUUGUUCUGAAGAGAACGACUCACUCUUCUGUGGCAUAUAUGAUGGAUUUAAUGGAAGAGACGCAGCUGAUUUUCUGGCUGGAACAUUGUACGAAACAAUUAGGCAUUACCUUGGUUUAUUAGACUGUGAACUCGAGCGAGAGUCUAAAGUUUCUGAUCACGUGGGUUUUUAUGGGCUUCCUUAUUUAGAGGUGGAAAAGUCAUGUACGUCUUUUAAGCAAAGGGUUCUUAAUAGUCUGGAACAGGCUCUUAUUCAAGCUGAGAAUGAUUUCCUUCACAUGGUUGAACAGGAAAUGGAUAACCGCCCUGACUUGGUGUCGAUUGGAUCCUGUGUAUUAGUGGUGCUUCUACUCGGGAAGAACAUAUAUGUGCUCAAUGCAGGAGACAGUCGAGCUGUAUUGGCAACUUAUGGUGAAGGCAUUGGUGCUAAUAGUGAUGGAAGGUUGCAAGCUGUGCAGCUGACUGUUAGUCAUACUGUCGAUGAUGAAUCUGAAAGAAUUCAACUAUUAAAGAAUCAUCCUGAAGAUCCCUCAACAAUCGUGGGUGGGAAAGUUAAGGGAAGGCUUAAGGUUACUCGGGCACUUGGAGUGGGUUACUUGAAAAAGAAGAGUAUGAAUGAUGCAUUGAUGGGAAUUCUUCGUGUCCGGAAUCUAGUUAGUCCUCCAUAUGUUACUGUACAGCCAUCUCGGACUGUACAUGAAAUAUCUAGUUCUGAUCACUUUGUUGUACUUGGAAGCGAUGGUCUAUUUGACUUCUUCAACAACGAUGAUGUUGUAAAGCUUGUCCAUUCUUACAUUCAACGUUACCCUUUUGGUGAUCCAGCCAAAUUUCUUGUGGAGCAACUUGUCAUGCGAGCUGCAGAUUGUGCAGGCUUUAGUAAGGAAGAGUUGAUGAGCAUACCAGCUGGGAGGAGGAGGAAAUAUCAUGAUGAUGUGACAGUAAUGGUGAUAAUCCUGGGAAUGAACAAACGUACCUCAAAAGCAUCGACUCGUCUAUAAGUUUUGUCAAUCUGAAGAACAAUUUUGUCGAUUUCAUUUCAUAUUAUUUUGUAUUUUGACCUCAAAGUAAGGGAACCGAGGCCCCGGAGAGGAGGAGAGGAGGUGGUUAUUUUGCUUAUAGUAGAAGGUUUAUGUUAUUCACCAUUUUUCAAUUUGUUUGAAAUUGUUCUGCAAAACACCUUUACUUCAUUUGUAAUCUAUGUAUAGUGUUGCUCAUCAUUUUCAUGAAUAAGAGGAAGUGUUGGAAUUUC